This is a messenger RNA of Corythoichthys intestinalis (scribbled pipefish), 5330 nucleotides long. RefSeq names its product tight junction protein 3 (gene tjp3). The record is from RefSeq and is a predicted model, not a curated record. The coding region runs from base 739 to 4767 and encodes 1342 amino acids. The transcript is spliced from 29 exons. Gene Ontology annotation, biological process: cell-cell adhesion; cell-cell junction organization; positive regulation of blood-brain barrier permeability. NCBI's taxonomy places the organism in Eukaryota, Metazoa, Chordata, Actinopteri, Syngnathiformes, Syngnathidae. Gene Ontology annotation, molecular function: cell adhesion molecule binding. Gene Ontology annotation, cellular component: plasma membrane; bicellular tight junction.
ACUUAAAAAAAACUCCAGGGUUUGUUUGUAACGGCCUCCAGCACAUUCAUGGACAUGCAUUUUUUUUGGCCUGGGGCUUCUUUAUUUGACACAAUAGCCUAUUGACAUCGGUGUAGGGAAGAUUACAGUACAGUAUUUAUGCUGACAGGAUAAUGUGUGGAAACUCUGGACCUCUUUAGUGACAUUUUGAUCAUUCCUACUUUGAAGAUGGAAGGCUUUGGUUUCGUGUUCGGAGAUACAAAAAGGCGGCUGUUACGGUGACAAUAAAAGGCACCUUUUGAGGAGGGAAAAAAAGCACGAUUACCAGAGUGAGAUGAGCAGACUCAAUUAGGAGAGAAAAGUAGGGUAAGGUUUUGACUUGGAUUUUGAAGCUGACGGUUCAGACUUCUAUUUCGUCCCAUCCAUCUACUUCCUAUCUGCUGUGAAGGCACCCACGAAGCUUUACUCAAGUAAAGAGCCUUUCAAUUAUUAACAGUCCAGCGCUCUCAUUCCCCCGUCGUAACCAUAGCUGCCAGUGUACUCAAACCAGCCUUGUGGGAAAAAGUUUCAAAUUGGCUAAAGAGGCUCACAUACCACUGAGACUUGAAGAAGGCGGACCUCCGGGAUGAAUCCGAAUAAGGGCAACUGAACUUGGAAUACCUUUUUCAUUUUUGAGUUUUAUUGCCGUGUGGGCUUUUUGUGGAUUUCGUGAGACACAACGAGUUGUCAUUUGGACCCACUUGGGUGGGCAUCAUUGUCAUGAACGCGACCCAACGGAUCAAACUAAUGAAGCACUUUGGUUCCGUCCCGCCGGAGCCCCCGCCGCCUCUGCUGGUGGUGCCUAAAACCGGUAUGGAGGAGCUCACAAUAUGGGAGCAGCACACAAUAACGCUGAACAAAGAUCCCAAAUUGGGUUUUGGCUUUGCCUUAUCUGGAGGCAGGGACAAGCCGCAUCUGGACAACGGAGAUACCGCGGUGAUCGUAUCGGACGUGCUGCCUAAUGGACCCGCUAUGGGACGCUUGUUUAACAAAGACCAGAUCGUCAUGGUCAACGGGGUCUCCAUGGAUAACGUCCAUUCCAACUUCACCAUUCAGACCCUCAAGUCAUGCGGCAGGACGGCUAACAUUACAGUGAAACGUCCUCGGAAAAUCCAGAUCCCGGCUACAACCAGGCCAGCUCGCGCCGCCUCCCACUCUAACCUGUUGGACCAAGACCCACCGAGAAGAAUGCGACGCUAUUCAGAUGCCAGCGACAACAGGGACGCCAGCCGCUACCGCACACGGGCACGCAGCUCCUCUCCCGAUCGCAACGGUUACGGAGGAACAAUGCCAUUGGUGUCGUCGGGAUACAAGAGGCUACCGCACCAUGAUGUUGUUGACAAGCCCCUCAGAACAACUCUGGUUAAAAAGAAAAUUUCAGACGAGUACGGCUUGAAGUUGGGCAGUCAGAUAUUCAUCAAGCAUAUGACUGAAACGGGCUUAGCAGCAAAGGAAGGCACUCUGCAAGAAGGCGACCUGAUUUUAAAGAUCAACGGCAUGACCACGGAAAACCUCUCCCUGCUAGAAACCAAGCACCUGGUGGAGAAGAGCCGCGGCAAACUGACAAUGACAGUCCUACGUGACCAACGGAAGUUUCUGGUUAGCAUCCCUGAGGUGGAGGACAGCGCCCCCAACAGUGAGGAUGAGCGUCGGCGUAGACGCAGCAGUUCUGAGAUGGAGGACAUUUCUGACCUGGAUGAUCAUUCACCUUCCCGCAGAACCUCACGUCAUCCGACAAGAGAGAAACGGACGCACAGGACGAGAGCAGAACUUCCUUCUUUGGUCGUCAAGUCUAGGGAUUCUUCUCCCGUGCGCUCCACUUUACCUCGACCCCCUGCGAGAGGCUUUGCAUCGCGUCGGGCACCGUCUGACUCGGAGUCGGACCGCAGCGCCUCUCCACCACCCGCCAGGACAGACAGUCUGAACCAUUCCAGCAAAUACAAAAGCCUGCCUGGAUUGUCCACCCUGCCAAACCCAAAGUCCUCGCCCGCCGCCCACAACUGGUCGUCGUCCAGGCCCGCCUCAUCAUCCUCACGGCCACGCAAGCCCGUGUCGGAUUCUGACUCAGACCGCAGCGGGUCCCCCCAUAGAGGAAGCCCUAGCAGAUAUAACCCUAGAGUUCUUCCUUCUGAUUUGUCCCAUACUGGUGUGAGAUCUUCCCCCAUUAUGGUGCGCCAGGAGCCCCCAAGGAGGGUCAACUCUCCCUUGAGAGUCCCACCCCCAGAUUCCGAGUCAGAGUCGGAAGGCAGCUCGGCGCCUCCUCGGAGGCGGAGCACCGCCUACAGUCAAGACUCGUACAACAGCAGCAGAUACAGAGUUUUGGCAGAUGUUACCUCGCAACCGGAAACAGGCCGACCCAGUGCUUCCGGGAUACCGGUCGGCGUUGCGCCACGCAGAGCUUCGUCCGAGUCUGAUUCAGAGGCCAGUUAUACGUCCGCCCCUCGCAGGCACUCCACAGACAGUGAGAAGUCAGAACGAGCCAGAAACCGAUACAGAGUCCUUCCCGAGAUCAGGCCAUCUUCGGCAGAUGUGAAUCCGGAGCCGCCUCGCCGAAUCCCAUUGCCCGUCCACCCGCCACCUGAUGAUUCCUCAGACUCUGAUGAUUUGUCACACCUCCGGAGAUCGGGCAGCUCAGACCGCGGCGAUAGCAGACGCAGUGCUCCUGAUGUGGCACACAAAAACAGCACCAUGAUGUCCGGAAUCUCCGUAAAGAGCAGGCCGUCAGUCAGCUCAUCUGCUCCCACUGCGCUGGCAGAAGAGCCCAUCUACUCCUUACCUCCAGAUUCCUACCCGACAACCCACCAAGGGUACAGCUCAGACUUGCAAACGGUGUCGUUUGUCAAGGAAAGCAGCGUUGGCCUGAGGCUGGUGGGCGGCAACGACGUGGGUAUCUUCGUGGGAGGGGUGCAACCCAACAGCCCCGCCUAUGAACGGGGGAUGCAAGAGGGUGACCAGAUCUUAAAGGUCAAUAACACCGAUUUCAGCCAUUUCACUCGAGAAGAGGCCGCAAAUUUCCUGCUUAACAUCAAGAGAGGAGAGAAUGUGGACAUUCGCACUCAGAACAAGAUGGACAUCUAUAAAAAGAUCAUCAAGUCCAACCUAGGGGAUAACUUCUACAUCCGAACGCACUACGACCACGAGACCGAUCACCCCAUAGGCCUGAAUUUUACACGAGGAGAGGUGUUCAGGGUGGUGGACACCAUGCACCGCGGGAAGCUCGGCAACUGGCUGGCCAUCCGCAUGGGCAACGACCUUCACGAGUUGGAUAAAGGCACCAUUCCCAACCAGACCAGAGCGGAAGUGCUGGCAAUGCAAGAGCAGACACAGAGGGCAAGCGGCGAGAGACCUGUAACGGGCCCUAGAGCCGAAUUCUGGAAACUACGGGGCCUCAGAGGGAACAAAAAGAAUGAAAAGAACACACGCCGCACACGGGAAGACCUCUUGCAGCUCACCAUUCAGGGCAAAUUCCCGGCUUACGAGAGAGUCCUGCUCCGAGAGGCUAAUUUUAAGCGGCCCAUCGUUAUCCUGGGUCCUCUUAACGAUAUUGCAAUGGAAAAGCUGGCCAAGGAGAUGCCUGAUGAAUACGAAGUAGCUGAGAUGGUUCCUCGCAGCGGGGGCGGCGAUAGCACCUCAACGGUGAUCAAACUCGACACUGUGAGGAAGAUAGCUGAGAAGAACAAGCACCCUCUUCUGGACAUCACACCCACUGCUGUGGAGAGGCUCAACUACAUCCAGUACCACCCCAUGGUGAUCUUCUUGGACCCGCACAGCCGCAAGGACGUCAAGACCAUGAGGCAGCGCUACAGCCCCGACUCCAACAAGAGCUCCAGACGCCUCUACUCGCAGGCUCUCAAGCUCAGGAAAGACUGCAGUCAUCUUUUCUCAGCGCGUGUUGACCUGCAGCCUGGUUCCAAUGUUUGGUACCAGGUUCUCAAGGACAAGAUUCGCCACCAACAGUCCAAACCAGUUUGGGUUUCUGAAGUCACAUUGGAGAGCGGAGGAGAACAGGACCUGGACGCGCUGGAUCAAACUCAGUCCGACUACCUCAGCGCCGCCAGCGACCUGGAGGACACGGACGGCGAGGCCUUCACGGAUGGCGAGGCAUACACAGACAAUGAGGAACUAGAGGAAGCCUACCCGGGUCAAGCCGCAGCCAAGGGCCCCAGGGCGUCCGGCGCCGCUUUGGCUCGCUCGUCCGAGCCCGCCUGGAGCCAGCACGGACACGACGAGGAGGCCGACAACGACACUUACGACGAAGUGUAUUCUCCGGGCAGAGAAAUCCCGCCUUUGAUGCACGUUCCGGAGCCCUCAACAAUCCGACGCCAGAGCCGCAGCCCACCUCUGCAUCACCCGGACGACGUUCCUUCAGUCCGCAGUUUUUCGGACUCUGACUUCAACCACUUGGACGCGCUUUCACCCGACGCGCCGUCAGACGGACCCCCAGAUUUUAUCGCCCCCGACCCGACGACGCGGUAUUCCUAUAGCGAGCGAUCUUAUGCAGACCAGGAGCCUGAGAGUUCCCAGCAAGCUAGCCUGUUUGCUAUUGAGGACAAACUACAGCAGGCUCGACAGGCAGAGCCGCAGACCCACACAGAGGAGAAGAAAGCCCUUCAGUUCAUAGUGGUGGCUCAGCACGAAGCGGUUCAGGUCAGACGCACGCACAUCCGAGGAGGCAGCAACAGCUCAGACGAUGACGAAGACUACGACGAAGAGGACGACAUCGAAUGGGGGCCGGCGACAGAACUGUAGACAUACUACGUGCGAAACAUUCGAGUCGAAUGAUCAAAAACACUCCAAAAAGCUGUUUUGUUUUGUUACGCUUCCCCAAGCAAAACUAGUUAAGAUUGUUAUUUACAUUUUUUUUAGUCAAGUACUAACAAUUCAAGUCUACUUCCUGCCCUCGCUGCAUGUUUGUGAAUUAUCUCAGAGCUUAAAGACAAAAAGCUGUACUUUGGGAAACAGUGUAUUAAAGGAUGUUUUUAUUUUCUACUUAGGGGUUAGGAUCAAAGCACAAAUAAAACCUCAGAGGAACUGCAGUGUUUAGAAUAGAAAGCUUUUGCCUAUGAAUUCCACCAAUUCAUAUUAAAAAUGUGAUUUUUGCACCAAUUCUAAUUCGAAAAAAAAUUACUUUAAUUAGUUUUGUAAAAGUGUACCUAAUGUGGCUAGAAAGUGUAUCUCAUCUCUGGAAGACUGAACUUUACAAUGACACUUACUGAAUCAACUAGAUUUUUUUUUUCUAUUACUUUUGACCAUGACUGUUUCAUUUUUUUUAUCAUGACUUCAUUUUUAAAUAAAUAUAUUGCAAAAUUUUA